CUUGGUCCUCAGACACUGAAUGCGCUGCAUACCUAUAGAAGAAGAAUAAGAGGACAAAAUACUAUACUAACGAGGAAAGCAACUAAAUGCACAGACUUUCUCCCAUAUUCUGAGUAAGCCAUUUCGGAGGAAGUUGUUUUUCUGUGCUCUCUCUGUGUUCUAUACGGCUUGUCUGUCUGCAGAAUUAUAAAUCAAAUUAGACGUGCCGUGGGAAUACUUGUCUUUUUGUGUACCAGGAUUCCAGUGUCCUUUGGCAGUCCUUUAACGGGUUAGAAACACCAGCUGGCAGAACUGAAGGUGUCUUCGUUUCCUCUCCAUCGCUCCUUUUUGUGUGUGAGGGUCAUUAAGGGGUGAGCGCAAGGGUAGAGAAGCAUCUCGUUAAACACGGAUCUCAUGUGCUUGCUGGAUGUGCUUGUGAUUACCAACAUUUCUUGUUGAAAGAAAAGACAACACCAAUACAGCGAUUGCGAAUCUGCUGUUUUUCUGAGGGACUACAAAUAUCCGCACAUUUCGUCGAAGGGAAAGAAUACGCUGAAGAUCAACAUGAGCUGCCUCAUCUUGCGAAAUGUUAUGGCUUGCGCCCUGCUACUGAUGAUGUGGAAAGGACCCUUCACAGCCGUGGCGGUGGAGUAUGGCCAGGUGCCUGACAACAUCACUGUUCUGGAAGGAGAGAACGUCACCCUGAGGUGUAAGAUUGAUGUGGAGGUUACCCAUAAAGCCUGGCUCAAUCGCUCCAGCAUCCUCUUCACAGGCGACGACAAGUGGUCGCUGGACCCGCGUGUCUCACUGGUCAACAGCAACAGCAGCGACUUCACCAUCCAGAUCGAGAACGUGGCGGUAGCUGACGAGGGCCUGUACCUGUGCAGCCUGCAGGCACGUAACAUGCCCCGUGUCUCCCUCGUCUACCUCAUAGUGCAAGUGCCGGCCAGGAUCGUCAACAUCUCCCGGGACGUGUCUGUGAACGAGGGCGCCAACGUCAACCUCUUCUGCCUGGCAGAGGGCCGGCCCGAACCCAGCGUGACCUGGAAGACGUCCAAAUAUGGCCUGAUGAGUGAGGGCGAGUUCCUGGACAUCACAGAGAUCAAGCGGAACCAGGCCGAGGACUUUGAGUGCAUCACCAGCAACGGGGUGCUCCAGCCUGACGUGCGGCACGUCAGGGUCGUUGUCAGCUACCCUCCCACCAUCACAGACGUGAAGAAUCUCAGUUCGGCUCAGCUUGGGAAGACUGCCCUGCUCCGCUGUGAGGCCAUGGCUGUGCCGACCGCCACCUUUGAGUGGUACAAGGAUGACCACAGACCUUUAGAAAGUGACAGUACCCUCCGGAUCAAGAACGAGAAGACGCGUUCGCUGCUCCUCUUCACCAACGUGACGGAGAAGCACUACGGCAACUACACCUGCUUCGCCUCCAACCGCCUGGGGGCCUCCAACGCCAGCAUGCUACUACUGCGACCAGAGGCGGCGUACAGCGGAGGCGUUUCAGACGGGAGCCGUGUGAAUGGUCUGGGCCUUUGGCUAGGCCUGUCCGCAUGUGCACUCCUGAAAGCCUAGAGUCUGUCUCAUCUCUCCCACUCCCCCUACCGACAAUGUGAGGAAAGGGAGAAGAGAAGGCGAGGAUGAUGAUGAAAAUGAAGAUGGCUAAGAAGAAGAAGAAGAAGAUGAUGAUGACGAAGGAGUCUUUAAUUAUGAACCCAUCACUGUGAACAAAAAGAAUUAUGCAUUAAGUCCAGGAGCCAUCGCUGCAUCACACAGCAAAUCCAUCCUCUCCCUCUCCCUCUCUCUCUCUCUCUCUCUCUCUCUCUCUCUCUCUCUCUCUCCCCUCUCUUUCUCUCUCUCUUUCUUCUCCUACAUCUUCCUUGUCUUUCCCUGUUUAGUCUGUUCCAUCUUCACAUCAUCUUCAGCUUUUCACCAGGCUCUGUUACGUGUUCAUAAUGAAGGUCAACCGGAUAUAAUGAUAAUAACAAUAAUAAUAAUAAUAAUAAUAAUAAUAAUAAUAAUGAUGAUAAUAGUAAGUAGCUUCAGCUCAUUCACUCUACGUAUGUGCAUGAAGAUGAUUUUCCAGUGAAGCUGAUGUUAGUACCAGGGCCAGGUGAUGGUGGUGAUGGUGAAGAUGAUAAUAAUAAACCUUGUCAGAGAUGUCAGAGGUCACUCAUCAGCAGAGCCUGGUGACCUUUUGCCCACUGCGCAGCAUGUAAAAUAUUUGGAUUGUGCCCCCUCUGGGCACUCUUGAUACUGCUGCUAUGAAUGAUGUCAAUACACACACCACAUUCAGCAUCCAUCCUAUUCUCUCCAUCCAUGACAGACCGACCAUGGGACAGCGGCCAUCUUUAUGUUCUACAUCUUUCCGUCCAGUCCACACCUUCAUUCCUCUCACCCCAUACUCAUCCCUCCACCUAUCAGAGUCGUCCCAGUGUAAAUAUGCAGCACAGAGGCCAAUGUCACAGUCCCCACAUUGGGCUCAUUUCUAAGGAAACAAAAGUCAGAACAAAAAAAAAAACACAAGAUACAACAAAAAAAUAUUUGACCCAUAAUCCAAUCUGUCUGAGUAGCUCUUGACCAGGAGGAAGUGUGUUCAGUGUCGCCUACUUUGAGUGCAGCCUUUAUCCUUCUCCUCUGUCUCGCUUGUGGAUAGCAUGUACCGGCUAGAGAUGUCCCCUGUUGUGACCCCUUUCAGUCCCCCUCCUCCUCCCAGCCCUGCACUGUGUACGUACCCCCCCUCCCAGGCCCCCAGCCCUGCACUGUGUACGUACCCCCCCUCCCUGCAAGGCUAAUUGCUUUUACUUUUUUGGUGUUAAUACUUGAUCAAUAAUGAAGAAGUGACUACGUACUUAACUAAACAUGGUAACAGUCAAAUUCACGUGGCGAAAUAUAUCUUCUGUAAACCGACAGUGCUGAUUACUGGUUGCUUGCGCAAAAAUCUUUUCAUACGUUGCUCUGGAAAAAAACAACAACAACAACAAAAUUGCUCAUUAAAUCAGAAAAAUAAGAUUUUUUUUUUAACCCCCAAAGUGACUCUACCAUGUCAUGAUGAGCUUUGUUUAAAAACAGAAUUUGAAGGAGUCCUCUCAUCCAAAAACGAGAAAUCAGUGAACUGUAAUUUAAUUUAUAAUGUCUAUGUCCUCAAUAUUUUCCAUGCUGUUGCCCGUAUCUGAUGUAGGUUAAACUACUUCAUUCAACCAUACUGUAAUAUGUUUAUAUACAAAGCCGUAGAUCAGCCGAAACCCUCUCCACACAGAAGCGAGAUAAACCCAGUGAAAGAUUGGGCUGGGGGUUACAUAAAGCCGUAAUUAGCAAUUACCUCUGAUUCACUAAGCAAGGGGACCGUCGCCCCCC
Molecule: messenger RNA, 3330 nt
Organism: Alosa alosa (allis shad)
Lineage: Eukaryota; Metazoa; Chordata; Actinopteri; Clupeiformes; Clupeidae
Gene: iglon5
Product: IgLON family member 5
Exons: 8
Coding region: 544-1548 (334 amino acids)
Cellular component (GO): neuron projection
Source: RefSeq, a predicted model, not a curated record